Molecule: messenger RNA, 715 nt
Organism: Jatropha curcas
Lineage: Eukaryota; Viridiplantae; Streptophyta; Magnoliopsida; Malpighiales; Euphorbiaceae
Product: large ribosomal subunit protein eL33y
Biological process (GO): translation
Cellular component (GO): ribosome
Molecular function (GO): structural constituent of ribosome
Source: RefSeq, a predicted model, not a curated record
CAAUCGUACCAUAUAUUUACUUCAAGUUAUAUAUACGCGCCGUUCAAUUGCAUUUUUCAGUGCUCUUAGGGUUUUCGUCCACUGCAUACCAGAGAAACAGAACCGAAAAUGGUGAAGAGCCGGGAAGGAGAGAACGUCAGACUCUAUAUUCGGGGAACUAUUCUCGGGUACAAGAGGUCGAAGUCGAACCAGUACCCAAAUACGUCUCUGAUACAGAUCGAGGGAGUGAACACCAAGGAAGAGGUCGGGUGGUACAAUGGUAAGCGUUUGGCAUAUAUAUACAAGGCCAAGGUGAAGAAGAAUGGUACCCACUAUCGUUGCAUUUGGGGCAAAGUUACUAGGCCUCAUGGUAACAGUGGUGUUGUUCGUGCUAAGUUCAGAAAGAACCUUCCGCCUAGAUCUAUGGGUGAUAGGGUUAGAGUCUUCAUGUAUCCCAGCAACAUUUAAGAGAUAUGUGGAGUACUUGAAUUUGGAUCAUGUACUAAAGGAUGAGCUUUUAGGUUUUGUACUCGAGAAGCAAUACUAGCUAGCUAAUUUGUCUUUUUACCUUGUUUAAUUUGUUUGGGUUUUGAAACAUAUGUGACGAUGUUCAUUGUUUGUCUCUGAGUUGAGAUCCAGUUUUUGGGCGUAGAAAUUAAAUUUCAAAUUCAUAAAGCUGAGAAUUUGCAGCAAUUGCACAAAGCAUUCCAGAAUGGGAUUUUAUUAAGAUUGUCAA